AUGACUAUAACAUACGAAGUCAAGCAGUCAAUGGAUUUGUUAGAGGCAUCUAAGUAUAAAUUCUUGCGUCAUGGUCGGAAGAUGCAGAAUGUGCCCAACAGCAUAGAUUCUACUUUGCACAUAUCCCCUACAAGCAUACAACCGGUCAGCGCGCACGCCGUUAUUCUACCAGGUAGAUCUCGGACAAAUUACCGUGGGAGCGAGGAUAUUGGUCAAUACCUCGCUUCGCACGGUAAUACGAGCUCGGGUGAUCCCCUCGGGGAGGUACCCGACGGUGGUAUACACGCGGAAGUACUACGCGAAAGUACUUCGCGUGAAUAG
Messenger RNA from Melampsora larici-populina 98AG31, 321 nucleotides. RefSeq lists its product as uncharacterized. Lineage: Eukaryota; Fungi; Basidiomycota; Pucciniomycetes; Pucciniales; Melampsoraceae. The coding region runs from base 1 to 321 and encodes 106 amino acids. The transcript has 2 exons. The record is from RefSeq and is a predicted model, not a curated record.